AUGUUUUUCAAAGGAAUUAUAAUAUUCACCCUUGUAGCAAUUUGUAGUGCAAGACAAGUGUGUGAACCUGUUGCAACAGGUAACCAAUGUGGUGCUGAUGAAGUAUGGACUGACUGUGGACCAGUUGACGAUUGUGAACCGGCAUGUGACUCGCCUGCGGAACAAGCUUGUCCCGCUAUUUGUCUUUCAAAAUGUGAAUGCAAAGAAGGAUUCGUUCGAGCAUCUCAAAAUGGAGACAGAACAUGCAUUUUCAAGGAGUUCUGUCCAUAA
Messenger RNA from Clunio marinus, 270 nucleotides. The record is from the annotation of a GenBank genome assembly. Lineage: Eukaryota; Metazoa; Arthropoda; Insecta; Diptera; Chironomidae.